ACUUUCUACACAGAGCAAGAACAUUCUCUCCACCAAAGUCGGCCCAGAUUGGCUGAUGUAUUCACAGAGAUGUGGGACUCUUUUAGCUAAGCACUGACUUCCUUCACCUCUUUAAUCAUCAGGCUCGUUUAUCUUCAGGAGGAAUCCGAUGACAUUGCUUUUGCUGUUUUGCAAAACCCCCUUGAAAUUUCCCAAGGAUAUCCGCGGUUUGCCUCGCUGUUAAGGACCAACCCAGUACCGAACAGCCUGUUCUAAGCCCCAGAGAGGUGGACGUGGCUGGAAUGACUAUCCAGACCUCAGAAGGCCAUCCUGGCUCGGGAACUGAUGUGUUUGUCCUGCAGAGCCUACAAGGGGAUGAAGAAGGCAGCACAGCAGGAAGGAGUGUCAGUGAUUUGGAGCAGACACAGGUCUUGGAAACUCCCCAUCUCCCACCUCUACUUCCCAUGGCCCCUGGGGGCUCUCAGGAGGAGCUGUCUCCAUGCCACCUGCUGACAGUGAGGGUCAUCCGGAUGAAAAACGUCCAACAGGCUGACGUGGUAAGCCUGACAGACUGCUUUGUGAGCCUCUGGCUGCCCACCAGCUCUCAUAAGAGGCUGAGGACUAGGACCAUCUCCAACUGCCGAAACCCAGAGUGGAAUGAAAGCUUCAAGUUCCAGAUCCAGACCCAGGUGAAGAACGUGCUAGAGCUGAGCGUCUGUGAUGAUGACACGGUGACACCAGAUGACCAUUUAUUGACAGUUCUCUAUGACCUCACCAAGCUCUGCUUCCGAGAGAAAACCCACGUGAAGUUCCCACUCAACACAGAGGGCAUGGAGGAGCUGGAGGUGGAGUUCCUGCUGGAGGAGAGCCCCUCUCCACCUGAGAGUCUCAUCACGAAUGGCGUGCUGGUGUCUCGACAAAUGUCCUGCCUGGAGGUUCAUGCAGAAUCCAGGAGACAGAAGAAUAGGAAAAUGAAGGACCUCCUGGUGACAGUAACAGAGUCCUUCGAGCACACCCAGCACAUCUCAUGCUGCCUGGAGCCCUGCGGCCCAAACCCUGCCUGCUUCCACUACCCCAAGUACUUCCAGCCCCAGAUCCACGUGGAGGUGCCCAAGAGCCAGUGGAGCUCUGUGCUUUGCCGCUGCAAUGCGUGCAAGAACGACCCUGUGUGCCAGUCCCUGGAUUGCCUCCCUGACGGCCAGGCGGUGACCCUGCCUGUGAACAAGAAUUGUGAAUUACACAUGAAGUCUACACCCUGCUCCGAGGCACUGGACGUGCGGCUAGGCUUCAGCCUGUGCCAGGCAGAGCUGGAGUUCCUGCAGAAGCGGAGGGUGGUGGUGGCUGAGGCGCUGAAGCAGGUGUUGCAGCUGGAGGAGGACCUGCAGGCAGACGAGGUCCCACUGAUAUCCAUCAUGGCCACUGGGGGUGGGACAAGAUCCAUGACUGCCAUGUAUGGCCACCUGCUGGGGCUGCAGAAGCUGAACAUCCUGAACUGUGCCAGCUACAUCACUGGCCUGUCAGGGGCCACCUGGACCAUGGCUACCUUGUACCGUGACCCUGACUGGUCCUCCAAAAACCUGGAGCUUGCCAUCCUCGAGGCGCGGAGGCACGUAGUCAAGGACAAGAUGCCCGCUCUGUUCCCAGAUCAGCUCCUCAAAUUCCGGGAGGAGCUGCAGCAGCGCAGGCAGGAAGGCUACAAAGUCACCUUCACAGACUUCUGGGGUCUGCUAGUCGAGGCCUGUCUGGGGGACGAGAGAUAUGAAUGCAAACUGUCAGAUCAGAGUGCUGCUUUGUGUCAGGGCCAGAACCCCCUGCCCAUCUACCUCACCAUCAAUGUAAAGGAUGACGUAAGCAACCAGGAUUUCAGAGAGUGGUUCGAGUUCUCCCCCUACGAGGUGGGCCUGCAGAAGUAUGGAGCCUUCAUUCCCACCGAGCUCUUCGGCUCCGAGUUCUUCAUGGGGCGGCUGAUGAGGAGGAUCCCAGAGUCGCGGAUGUGCUACAUGCUAGGUCUGUGGAGCAGCAUCUUCUCCCUGAACCUGCUCGAUGCCUGGAAUUUGUCCCACACCUCGGAGGAGUUUUUCCACAGGUGGACAAGGGAGAGAGUGCAUGAUAUAGAAGAUGAGCCACUCCUACCUGAAAUCCCCAAAUGUGAUGCCAACAUGCUGGACACCACGGUGGUGACGCCAGGGUCAUGGCUGUCCAAUACUUUCCGCAACAUCCUCACCUCCCGGGCCUUUGUGUCUGAGUUCCACAACUUCCUGCUGGGGCUGCAGAUGCACACUGACUACUACCAGAACGGCCAGUUCUCCACGUGGAAGGACUCGGUGCUAGAUGGCUUCCCAAACAAGCUGACAGCGUCCGUGAACCACUUGUGCCUGCUGGACACUGCAUUCGUCAUCAACUCCAGCUACCCGCCCAUCCUCAGGCCGGAGAGAAAAGCUGACCUCAUCAUCCACCUCAAUUACUGUGCUGGGUCCCAGACAAAGCCCGUGAAACAAACCUGCAAGUACUGCACCGAGCAGAACAUCCCCUUCCCCAAAUAUGAGGUGCAGGAGGAGGAGGAUAACCUCAAGGAGUGCUACCUGAUGGAGAGCUCCCAGGAGCCCGAUGCCCCCACUGUGAUUUUCUUCCCACUCAUCAGUGACACCUUCCAAAAGUACAAGGCCCCAGGUGUGGAGCGAAGCCCCGAGGAGCUGGAGCAGGGCCAGGUUGACAUCUAUGGUCCCAAAUCUCCCUACGCCACCAAGGAGCUGACGUACACAGAGGCCGCCUUCGACAAGCUGGUGAAGCUCUCCGAAUAUAACAUCCUGAAUAACAAGGACAAGCUCCUUCAGGCCUUGCGACUAGCAGUAGAGAAGAAGAAACGCCUGAAGAGUCAGUGUCCCCCUAAAGUCCCAGGACACUCGUAAAGAGUCCCCCCUAAAGUCCCAGGGCAGUCCUGUGUCUGCUUCUAGCAUCAGAGGUGCAGAACCCAGGGCUGACCGGCCCUCAGAGCCAGCUCCGCUGUCUAGCAAGGGCUGCAGGCAGGCUGGCCUGGGCUUUCUAUCAAAAAAAUUAAAAUUAAAAAAAAAAAAGGUUGAAGGAGAAAGAGAGACAAAGGAAAAUAACAAAGGGAUGUAAUGGGGCUUUAUACCCACUGGAAUUUUUUUUUAAA
This is a messenger RNA of Delphinapterus leucas (beluga whale), 3133 nucleotides long. Lineage: Eukaryota; Metazoa; Chordata; Mammalia; Artiodactyla; Monodontidae. The record is from RefSeq and is a predicted model, not a curated record.